AUGGGAAUCGCCCAUGGCGCGACUCGUGCGGAGAUCGACCACAUACUCACCAACCGGAGGUGGUGUCUACUGACGUUCGUAGUACCAUCCUUUUGUAGUGGUUCUGAUCACCGUCUCCUUCGUGCGAAAAUACGACUUAGCCACACGAUGGAAAAGAACAUCUGCUUGGCAACGAAGGAGAAAGAAGUCGUCUACGACGAUUGCGUACUCGAGGACUCCCUGUCCCAGGUGACUGGUACAUCGAGGAGGACCCAACGUGGACUACGAGAUGCUGCUCGAGGAUUACGAGCCUGUGCUGAACGUGCCUCGAAGUCGCGCACGACAAACUUGGAUCGAAUUUCGAAGACCACCAAGGAAUUGUUGGAAAGAAGAAGGACUUUGAGGCUUGAUCCGAUGCAUCGCACAUUGAGCGGUUAG
Messenger RNA from Necator americanus (New World hookworm), 417 nucleotides. RefSeq lists its product as uncharacterized. The transcript has a single exon. NCBI's taxonomy places the organism in Eukaryota, Metazoa, Nematoda, Chromadorea, Rhabditida, Ancylostomatidae. The record is from RefSeq and is a predicted model, not a curated record. Bases 1 to 417 code for a protein of 138 amino acids.